CUAACUCCAACCCCAAUAUUUACUAGUUCAAGCCCCUACCCAAGAAAAAUACGUGGCAAGCGGUUUUUGACAUGGCCCCUGGUUUUCCAAACCAGUCCACUAUAUAACACGGAUGGCAACAAUUCUUGGCAUCCCAUCGCAGUGAGGGGAAGACGUAGUGGAGAUCACCAAGAUAGAAACUUUACAAGCAAGAGCAAACAUGGUGGGGCAGUUGACCGUGACUAAGCCAAGCCGGAGCGACGAGGUUUUGGAUGCAAAUCGACAGCUCCAAAUAGCCAACCAAAUCAGAGCUCAAUUCGAUUCUAUUGCCCCCAAACGACCUGCUAAACCAAACAGAAGUGAAUCGGACACAACAACUCCAAAAUCAGCUCCCUCUGACGCAGACCAAAUCAGUAUUCCUGAGCUUGACAGGCUUCGAUCUCUCCAAUCUCAAUCCUCUGUCAUUUUUUCUGGAGAGGGGGCCGUUGUGGAGCAAGAUGAGUUUGUGGAGACUCACUAUUAUAAGGAGUUAGAUUCAAUUGACAAGCAGCAUCAUAUGACGGGGAGUGGAUUCAUAAGGGUCGUGGGUGAAGAAAAUACAAAUGGGUACAACAUUGAAUUGCCAACAGUCCAUGGUACUGGCUCUCUGGUGUCAGGUUGCAGAAGCAACCCUGCUACAAACGAUUGGACUCCCAGCCCCGUCAACGAUCAGGCCUUUGUUUCAUUCAAGCCAAAUCGGAGCGAGGGCAGCUAGAACAUUGUCAGAAUGAGACACGAACCCGCAUCGACUUUUUCUAAAAUAUUGUUAUUGUAUCUUGUAAUGGUGAAUGAUUAAAAUAUUCAUAUUCAUGGGAGCGACUAUUCAACUGUUUGGGAUUUUUAUGCAUAUAUGCCAAUAUUUUUUUUUUAGUACUAAUAAUAAAAAAACGGUGGAAUACCGAAUGCCAAAUUAUCAAAGGCGGCCAUCAAAAGAAAAGGGUAGUGGGUUCUUCUA
Molecule: messenger RNA, 973 nt
Organism: Hevea brasiliensis (rubber tree)
Lineage: Eukaryota; Viridiplantae; Streptophyta; Magnoliopsida; Malpighiales; Euphorbiaceae
Exons: 4
Coding region: 200-733 (177 amino acids)
Source: RefSeq, a predicted model, not a curated record